Adineta steineri is the source of this 2658-nucleotide messenger RNA. The record is from the annotation of a GenBank genome assembly. Lineage: Eukaryota; Metazoa; Rotifera; Eurotatoria; Adinetida; Adinetidae.
AUGGAGGAUACAACAGUUAAUGUGGAACAACAACAAAAUCUAUUAGCUUCGUCAGUACAAACAAAACGAUCUAAAUCAAAAAAUAGAUUGUCGCAAACUGUUUAUAGAGCAAUAACUGAACAUUACUGGCCUAUAUUAUUAUUACUUGUUGUUAUUAUGAUUGGCAUUGGAGCAGUGGCCUAUUUUCCUCGGCUCAAAUCAAAUGAAACUGAAGAUGGUAUUGUUCUAAAACAAGGAACAUCAUUCAAUCAAGAUCGGCAGGAUGCUAAUCAACGAAAUCCAAUGCAAAUGAAUUUUGAACGACCCAAACCACCUGAGGCACUUGGUCGCGUAGCUCUUUACAUCCGAAAGCCAUCUUCAGAUGAUGAUGAUGAUCGCAAACCUCCUCUACGUGUUUAUGUUCCUGCUGCUCGCUAUCAUGUGCGACGAUUUCCUUUGAAAGGUCCAUUUUUAAAUUUCAUGCCUUCAACACCUAUCUUUGCUAAUCGAGCAACUCAAGAAACGAUUAUUUAUUCAUCGAUACGAGGUUACAUUCUGCCUGCAUUGGUCGAUGGUCAUGGCCAACUAUAUUCGAUUGCCAGACUUAUUGCAACAGGUUAUGCUAGUUUCACCGAAGAGGAAAUGCAUUCAUCCAAAUCAAUUGAUAUGAAUACUUAUUUUGAAUCAAGCGCAGUUCCUGGUGCUCGUAUUCCAAAAAUCGACACUCGAAGAGGUGGUUUUUCGAGUGGUCUCCGUGUCAACAUUAAUUCUUUUGAUAUUUAUGGCGAAGAAGAUAUGAAUGAUGAUAGUGAAGAGUACAAUGAAGAGGAUAAUGAUAAAAACAACAAGCAUCGUCAUACAUAUGACAAACCACGUCACCGUAAUUCAAAAGACGACUCAUCAGAAACGACAAUAACAUCAACCAAGAAGACCAUGAGUGCAUCAACAUCAACAAAGAAAUCAGUUCCACAUCACAGUCAUGCUGAUGUUAAUUUUACAUUGAUUAUCGAGUACAUUUUUCCAUAUCCUCAAUCUACAAAACCUGUUAUUGGCGUUAACGGUACAUCUCCUGGUCCAACUAUUGAUGUGUGCGAAAAUGAUACAGUUAUAAUUCGAGUCAUUAAUAAAUUAGAUGUUCCUUCAGCUAUUCAUUGGCAUGGUGUUCGACAAUUGGGUACACCAGAUAUGGACGGUGCUGUUGGACUAAGUCAAUGUGCUAUACCUCCAGGACACGAAAUGAUUUAUAAAUUUCAAGCAACACCAGCAGGAACAACAUGGUACCAUGGACAUCUUCUCGAACAAUACACAGACGGAUUAUUUGGACCAUUAAUUAUUCGUCGUUGUCCUGUUGAAACAUAUUCAGAUUUGUAUCAAAGUGAACAAAUACUUACAAUCGCAGAUUGGUACAAUAUUCCUGCACACACAGGACUCAUUCCUUGGCAUUAUAGCCCGCUAAAUCCUGUUGGUUUUCCUCCUCCACCAGAUGCUAUUGUAGUAAAUGGUAAAUUUACUGAGCACUUGUACAUCCCAGUUAAUGGUGCAGAAGUUAUUCGAUUUCGUAUAAUAAGUGCUGCUGCAUUAUCAAUGUUUACAGUGUCAAUUGAUGGUUGUAGGUUAUCCAUUAUUGAAGUUGAUACAACAACGACCAUACCUUAUCCAGUCGAUUCAUUUACACUAAAUGUUGCUCAACGUUGUUCGUUCUUGUGUAACUUGACCGACUUAGAUCCAACUUAUAAUGCAUCCAGUGUCAAGUCAGUUUAUAUACGAAUACAAGCUACCCUUUCAGUAUAUCCUCAAGACGUUACUAAUUUUAUUCCUCCUUACGAAAAUCAGUCUUAUCCUUAUCCAACUUUCUACAAUCCAUUAUAUCUUGCAUUUUUAUCACUUGAUUCAACAAACUCAACACCAACAUAUGCAGCUAGUUCAGCAACUCCAAUCCUAUCGAAUGUUACUCCUCCACUAGAUACAAAUAUUCUAGAUGCACGACCUCUAUUUCGAAAUGCAAAUGGAGUUCCGAAUGCAACUCAUUAUUUAGCUAUUGCGGUUGGAUUUGGUGUAGGACCAAGUGGAUUCGGUGAUGCAACAGUGAAUGGCGUCUCAUAUAGUUCAGAUGCUAAUUAUAUGCAUAUGAGACCUGAUCCACCAACGGGAUUUACUUCAGACUUAUAUGAACCAUUACUCUAUCAAAUGGUAAGAAAGCCUAAUCAAUUAGCAAUUUCAUCACCUCUUCUGGAGGCAGGAAACGACUUGCCAGUCAUUCAAAGUGAUGCAAAUGGACAUUAUUUAAUCCCUUACCUAGCUUGUGUUGAUAUUUAUAUAACCAACCCAAUUGGUGGUGAACAUCCGUUUCAUUUACAUGGCCAUAAUUUUUGGAUUGUUUCAACAUCGGAUUAUCCCGAAGCUGAGUUCCUGUAUGCCGACGACUAUACUCAACGUGAUACUGUCAGUGUACCGGGAGGCGGUUGGGCUAAAAUCCGAUUUGUAGCCGAUAAUCCUGGUGCUUGGUUCAUGCAUUGUCACAUCGAAUUUCACAUGGCAAUUGGACUAGCAGUAGCUUUAAUUGUUUCACCUGACCAGCUUUUGACUAAUGGUUAUACUAUUCCACAAAGUGGACAAAAACAGUGCGAAGCACUACAACGAUUCAAUACGACUUAUGAUCCUGUAAUACCAUCAAAUUAA